AUGCCGCUAGAGAAACGACGUAGCAAAUCGUUGAUUCAGCCCCCAGGGACAUUUGAGUAUGUGGUUCAAGAGAAAGAUACAUUGAGAGGUCUAGCUGCCAAAUAUGACGUUAAUUUAUCCAUUCUAAAAACUAUCAACAAACUGAUGACUGAAGUUAUCUUUCCUGAUCAAGUGUUAUACAUUCCAACAGAAGAGUACAUCCACCAGUCAGCAACUUCAUUCAUUCCUGCUAAAAAUAAUGAACAAAAGCCAGGCCAUGCAGAGCGCCUGAGUGCAUCCUUCGACGAGGCCUACAUCAUUCCUCCCCGGCCUCUCAGCAAUGAGGAAGUCAUCAAAAUUGACGAGGAGUGCCACCAUAAGUUUGUCAAGAUCAAAUCCAUCUGUCUCACAGAUGAUGGGGAUGAAAUACCAGGAAUAUUAUUGAUAACACCUGAUGGAGUGAUGUUUGAUCCGGACAGCACGGAUCCUGUUGUGAUGGAGAGAGGCCCAGAUGAGUUUCAGCUGGUUGACUCCAUCAUGAGCGUUAUCAGUGCUGCUGUUUAUCAUGAUGAGACGCUAUUGGCGAAAGAUUUACUGUCCCAGCUUGCAACUCCAUCAACUGUCCUGAAACAACCACCUCACCCUGAUGAGGUGGCCACUGCAGUCACCUUCCCGUCAAAUAUUUCAUCUGGUGUGGAAAACAAACAGCAGGUGUCUCUUUCAACAGAUCAGAAAUUCGAAACAACUAACAACACCACUGAUGAUAAAAAGAUUGUCGGUUAUAAGACAACAGAUCCUCCACCAGCAGAACAGUCUACACAAAUAAUUGUCAGUGAUCCGAACAAAAUUUAUGACAACGAUGUUUUCAAUGCUAGCGAUGCUACUAGCAGCAACAAAAUGGACAGCAGCCAUUCAUUUAAUUCAACGAAGGUUGACGAUGGAAAAGUAAAAUCUCCACUCAAGCCGUCCACCAGCUGUGACGGGGAUACUGCUAGAGUUCUCAGAAACAUCAGCAAUGUUUCCGCAGCUUCGUCUUCGAUAUCGCUGGAUGAUCAGCCCACCAUGAAAGUUUUUCUACGAUUAAAAGUACACAAGAACAUCGACUCUCUUAAAAAUUUCAGAGUCAGUAAAAAGACAAAAAAUAUUUCGAGACUGGAGUAUUGGUUUGCUGUGCCUAACGAUAAAAACAUUGACCAACUGUAUGCCUUCUUCAAAAAGUGGACCCCUUCAAUGGCCAAUGCAUCAGAUUCUGAUGAGGCUCACUUCGUCGUCGUUGAAUCUGAUUCGCCAGUUGCAAAUGUUAUCGACCAAUCAAAUGAUCUCUACAAUGAAAUCGUCGAGUCACUCAUCCAAUGGAAGAAGAGGUACAAUUUUAAGAAAGAUUGGGAGAUCGUGAGUGUUAAGGAAUACAGGAGGCUGACCAUGGUAGUUGAGAUCAAAAAACUUCCUCUUCCCGAACUCUCCGAGGAAAGUCGAAUACUAACCAGCGGUCACGUGGGCAUGUUGACCUGCAACCUUCCAGCCCUGGCGGAGGGUUUGAACUGGUGUCUGAUGUACAGCACGGAGAAGCAUGGAUUCAGUUUGAAUACACUCUACAGGAAACUCUCCAAAACUGACCUUGCCUUCUUCCUCGUUGUCCUGGAUACCAAUGAUAAUAUAUUUGGUGCAUUGGUCGUUGGCAGGUUGAAGAUGUCUGAUCAUUUCUAUGGCAGUGGAGAGUCCUACCUGUUUACCUUCUACCCCGAGUUCAAGAGAUUUAACUGGACCGGAAUAAACAAUUUCUUUAUAAAAGGCAGUCACGAUAGUCUUGUCUUUGGAGCUAGCGAAGGUAACAAUGGUUUGUGGUUGGAUGCGGAUUUGUACCACGGCAGAACGCAGGCAUGUCAGACAUUCGAUAACGAGGUCCUGACGUCAUCUGAGGAUUUUGUCGUCAAGUGUGUCGAAGUGUGGUCCUUCAUCUAG
Helobdella robusta is the source of this 1941-nucleotide messenger RNA. RefSeq lists its product as hypothetical. Gene Ontology annotation, biological process: response to oxidative stress. Gene Ontology annotation, cellular component: nucleus. The transcript is spliced from 13 exons. The record is from RefSeq and is a predicted model, not a curated record. Lineage: Eukaryota; Metazoa; Annelida; Clitellata; Rhynchobdellida; Glossiphoniidae. Bases 1 to 1941 code for a protein of 646 amino acids.